This is a messenger RNA of Nestor notabilis (Kea), 2469 nucleotides long. RefSeq names its product murine retrovirus integration site 1 homolog (gene IRAG1). Lineage: Eukaryota; Metazoa; Chordata; Aves; Psittaciformes; Psittacidae. The transcript has 19 exons. The record is from RefSeq and is a predicted model, not a curated record. The annotation marks the transcript as partial.
GACACCACUGUUGAAGGGACAGCAUGCAGUACACCUUCUAUUGUUCUUCCAGAGAAUGCUGUAACACCAGACAUGGAAAUUGAUAAAAAUCUAGUUAACAGGCCUCGUAGUCCUCACAGGAGACAUUCUAACCGUGCCACUAGGAAUCCAACAAGUUCAUUGACUUCUGUUGACAACAGCGGUCAUGUGAUUGACCUGGUAAAUGAUCAGUUACCAGAUGUAAAAAUAUCAGAAGACGACAAAAAGAAGAACCUUGAAUUACUAGAAGAAGCAAAGAAAGUGAGCGAGAGGUUUUUCAUGCGCAGAGGCAGAAAGUCAAGAAGCAGCCUUCCUGAGUCACCCACAGCAGUCUCCCCUACUCUUAGUCCUAAAGUUUCACCAGUAGCAUAUCGGAGCAGCUCUCUCACUCUUCCAGUUUCAUCAGGGUCUGAUGCAUGCACAACCACUAGUGUCGAGUCAGUAUGUCCAGGGCAGAAUAACAGACAUGUGAAAGAAGAUGACAGGCAAACUGCAGAGAAUGCUGCAAAAGGACUAAUUGAUCGAAGGCAGAAUGAUCAAAGAAAGAUUUCUCAGGGAAGGUUGGUUCCUCGUUCUGCUGGUUUUGAAAACUCCAAAGAGAAGCUCUCAGAACAAAAAGAAAACUUCGAUCCAUGUAAACACAUGGAUACUUUACCUAAAUGCUCCCCUUCAGGUGGUGAUGGUGGCAGAAUGUCUCUUAAUACUUGCAUGAAUGUUUGUGAAAAUGAACUUGGAAAAUCAUUCCUCAAGAAACCAAAAGAAAAUGAUGUUCCUUUAAGAAUCCAUCUACCAGGAUCAGGAAAUAUAGACUCAAAGCUAAAAAAUCCUGUUCAAGAAAUGAGGGACCAUAAAGUUUCAUUUAAACCAGAAUUUAAACUGUGUGGACUGCGUCCCCCUCUACUACGGGCUGUAUCAUGGGAUAGCUUGGAGCCUGGACAGAAAGAUAAAACACCCCUAAAAUUACCAUCUGAGGAAGAUAAAAGCUUUGUUGUUGGUAACAAAUCCAGCAAUCAGUUAAAAGCAUUCAAAGACCUUCAAAUCCAAGUUCAACCAGUUCGAAUGCAGAAAUUGACAAAGCUCAGAGAGGAGCAUAUUUUGAUGAGAAAUCAAAAUUUAGUUGGACUUAAACUUCCUGAGCUUAGUGAAGCUGCUGAACAGGAAAAAGGCCCUUCACCUCUCCCUUCCCCCACUGAAGAGGAAGAGACAAAGAAUAGCUCUGAUGUCAUGCCCAGCAUUCCUGAUGUAUUGCUGCGAAAACUACGAGUGCACAAAUCACUUCCAGGAAGCUCUCCUCCACUUACUGAAAAAGAAGUCGAGAAUGUAUUUGUACAACUUUCCUUGGCCUUUAGAAAUGAUAGUUAUACCUUGGAAUCUAGAAUUAACCAAGCAGAGAGAGAGAGAAAUCUUACUGAAGAGAAUGCUGAGAAGGAACUGGAAAGCUUUAAAGCAGCCAUUACGUCUUCAGCUCACUUAUGGCAUCAUUAUGAACACAGAGAAGCUUACCAGAAGCUAUUGGAGGAUAUUGCUGUUCUGCGGCGUUUAGCUGCUAGAUUAUCUAGUCGUGCUGAGAUGGUUGGAGCUGUUCGCCAGGAGAAGCGUAUGUCAAAGGCAACUGAAGUAAUGAUGCAGUAUGUGGAAAAUCUGAAAAGAACAUAUGAAAAGGAUCAUGCUGAACUAAUGGAGUUCAAGAAACUUGCCAAUCAGAAUUCUAGCAGAAGCUAUGGGGCAUCUGAAGAUGGAGUACCUCGUUCAUCUAGAUCCAUGUCUCUUACGGUUGGAAAGAAUAUGCCUCGGAGGAGAGUCAGUGUUGCUGUUGUUCCUAAAUUUAACUCCUUAAACGUUCCUGGUCAGUCACCAACAGCUUCACCUUUACCUUCAGUGCCAUCCCAGUCUGAGUCACCUAGUAAUGGAAGAAGCAAUCUAACAUCUACUCCUGUUCUCCCAGCACUUUUAGAAAAUGGAAAGAGUCAUGGAGAGCCUGACUGUGAAACCUCUGCUUCUGUGCUGACACAGAGUGGGUUGGAAGAGAUCAAUCCUGAAACUAAAGCCAAGAUAGAAGAGGAAGCAUAUAACAAAGGUUAUCAGGAAGGCUUGAAGAAAACCAAAGAACUUCAGGAACUGAAGGAAGAAGAUGAAGAGACACCAAAAGAAAGUCCUGAUGAACAUGAAGAAAGUGAAAAUGAACAUGAAAUAAAAACCCUGAAAAGCAGCAGACUUGAAGUUAUCAUUAAUUAUUUACAUAUACUGUACCCCAAACUGUGUAAACACUGGAAUGUGGUAUGGCUGAUAGUGGCUGCAAUAAUAAUUUUCGCUGUGGUGUUGGGAAUCUACCAUUCAUACAACUCCUGUGAUGAAAAAUCAGAGGGACCUGAAGGGAAGGCUAGCUGUUCUGCUGCCCAUCAGUAUUCCUGGUGGAACUCAGGAUUUCAACAAGAGCAACGCACUGAAUAA